Molecule: messenger RNA, 2273 nt
Organism: Plectropomus leopardus (leopard coralgrouper)
Lineage: Eukaryota; Metazoa; Chordata; Actinopteri; Perciformes; Serranidae
Gene: gnpat2
Product: glyceronephosphate O-acyltransferase 2
Biological process (GO): fatty acid metabolic process; ether lipid biosynthetic process; triglyceride biosynthetic process
Cellular component (GO): mitochondrial membrane; peroxisomal membrane
Molecular function (GO): glycerol-3-phosphate O-acyltransferase activity; glycerone-phosphate O-acyltransferase activity
Source: RefSeq, a predicted model, not a curated record
CUGAAAACGAAAGUCGAUGAGGACAAGCGGGGACAGACACCUGCGAGGGUUUAUGUUCCUGUGAAAUAUGACGAACACGUAUUGGGAUUCAGGCAGAGCAGGGCUGCAACAUGAGCUGGAGUUUGUGGAUAUAUUGGAGGAGAGGAGGCGCAGCAGUGAUCUCGGCCAUGCCCUCAGGACCUUCAGCCCGAGCCCUUACAGAGGAUCCCCGUCCUGCUCCAGAGCUGAGCUCAACAAAGCCGUGCUGGAGUCCCAGUAUCUGCGCUACGUGGCCAAGGAGAUCGCUACGGAGACGGGGUCAUCGGUGGAGGAGGUGAAAGAGGAGGCUUGUGGGAUUAUGGAGGAAAUGUCUCAAAACCUGCAGCUGGGGUUCAUCAGGCUGAUGGGCUACACACUCAGCAAGGUUUUUAAGAGGCUCUUCACCGGAAUCUAUGUCAACAUGGAGGGACUCAACACGCUCCAACAAGCCAUUCAGGAGAAUCCUGUGAUCCUGAUGCCCAAUCACAGGAGCUAUGUGGACUUCCUGGUUAUCUCCUACAUCCUUUUCACCUACGACAUCCCCAUACCUGUUAUUGCUGCUGGAAUUCCUCUCGCAGGGAUGAAGAUGGUCGGAGAGAUACUGCGGCGCUCGGGAGCUUUUUUUAUCCGACGCGCCAUUGGCUCUGACAAACUAUACUGGGCAGUGCUGUCAGAAUAUGUCAGAACCAUUGUCAAGAGAGGAUUUGCUCCUGUGGAGUUUUAUAUAGAGGGCCUACGGAGUCGCACGCUGAAGUCCCUGAUACCCAAGUUAGGUAUGAUGCACAUGGUGUUGGAGCCUUACUUUAAAGGUGAGGUGUAUGACAUCACCUUGGUCCCCAUCAGUAUCAGCUACGACCGAGUGCUGGAGGAGUCCCUGCUCGCCCACGAGCUACUGGGGAUCCCUAAACCCAAAGAAAGCACCACAGGUCUGCUGAAAGCUAGCAAAGUGCUCCAGGAAGAUUACGGCAGCAUGCAUGUGACCUUUGGCCGCCCCAUGUCAGUCCGACAUUUGUGUCAGGGAAAGAUAAACCGCAGCCAGUACAACCUCAUACCCAGAGACCUUCCCCAGAAGCCCAGCGCAGAGGCUCAGGCCUGUGUGAGCUGGCUGGCUCAUCUGAUGGUAAGGAUCCAAGAGAAGGGCUCUCUGAUCAGCACGUGGUCUCUGAUGGCGUGCCUGUUGCUGCAGGCUCCUACCACAGUUUUAACAGAGGAGGGUCUGCUGUGGCAUCAGCUGACAGAAAAAACCCUCUGGCUCAGGAAGCUGGCGCUGGACUUUGGGGCUCGCCUGAACUGGCCUGGACAAUUCCCUGACGCAGAUGUGAUGUCAUCCACUGUGGCGCUUCAUCGCUCCAUAGUUAACCAUAAAGCGGGGCGUGUCUACCUGGUUCAGGAGGAAGAACGCAAGAGGAAGCAUCCAAUCAGCCCGGAGGAGGAUGUGAUCAGGACAGCGGCAGCGGUUUUGAUGCUGGCUUCCUAUAGGAAUCAAUGUCUGCACGUUUUCAUGCGUCCUGCCAUGCUUGCAACAGCCAUACACGUCACAAAGACCACACAGAGAGACGAGCUUUCCGCCUUCUUCUGCUUCCUACAGGACGUCUUCUCCCACGAAUUCAUCUUCAUCCCUGGAAAGUCGUCCCAGGACUUUGAGGAGGCGUGCUUCCUCCUGAAGAAGUGUGGAGCAGUCCACGUCACUCAACAGGAAGUGACGGUGUCAGACGCGGGGCUGGAAGUGUUAUCCUUCCUGCAGGCACUUCUGCAACCCUUCAUAGACUCUUAUCAGGUGAUGUUCAGGUACCUCUGUGAGGACGGAGUUAAUGUGUUCACUGAGAAACAGUUCCUUCCUGCUGUGCGAAGCCUGGCUACAAAGCUCAUCCUCUCAGGUGAGCUUCGCACUUAUGAAGCCCUCUCGUCUGACACUCAGAAGAACGUUUUGUCGGCCCUGCGGAGACUGGAGACUGUGACAAAGUUGAGGGCGUCCGAGCAGAACGAAUACAGAGUGAAUAAAGCAGCUCUGAGACGAAUUGAUGAUAUACUUUCUGGGAAAAUCCCUCCCCAGAUGCUCCAGACUACACCUGACGCAAAACUUUAGCCUCCAUUGGAACGGAUCCAUCUCCAGUAUCAGCUCAGUCCUGUUUACCCCUGCUUGACCCUUUCAGCCUCAUAUUCCCUCUGUGCCUUUAUGCAGUAAUCAGAGGUUUGCUGCAUUUUAAAGGGAUGCUUUAGAUCAAAAAUCAAAAAUAUAUAUUCUUCCUGUUACC